AUGCCCAUUUUAUUCAACUUGACACGCGAGCUUUGUUUGGAAGCAGAUGGUGAGAGAGAACCGAUCUGUCAUCCGCGGUGUCUGAUUUUGGCUCCGACAAGAGAACUAGCUAUGCAGAUUUAUCGCUUGUGCUAUAAACUAACAAAGGAUAAGCAAGUGGAGGAAAUGAUUGCCUCCCAAGCGAAUGUUGUGAUUUCGACUCCAGGAAGAACCCUUGAUCUUCUCAACCUCCACCAAUCCGACACCGACACGGAGUCAGGUCAUCAACAUAUCCUCCUCCGAUCAGAGCCAUUCGCUCCUUCACAACAGUUAGGGUUUAAGGAACAACUGAAUCUCAUGCUGGGCUCGUUCCCAUCCUCGCAAUCGCUUCAAGUGGUCUGCUGCAGCGCGACAUUCACCGAGAAAGCAGGAUCCGAUUCAUUGAAUCACCCGCAGAUUCGCGCGUCAGUCGAAACGUGGUGUCCAGAUCGCUACGACGUGGAGAUUCCGAACAACUCCAUCAUCGUCAACAACACGAGCGAAGUCUCCAUCAACCCGCUGAUCACACAAGACAUCCACGUGUGCAGCGAGCACAAAAAGAUCCGGAAGCUGAUGGAUUUCAUCCGAUUUGUGCAGGAGCAGGACGAGAAAACGCAGGUCCGGCAGAAGAGCAUCGCGUUGAUCUUCGUGAAUAAAAUGAAAACGGGAGAGUUCUUGCUGGACUGGAUUCACAAGAACUGGGAGAAAGGACCGUCGGGGAAGCAGAAGCAAGGCCGAGCAAAGCCGAGCAAAGAGGGCGAGGCUCCGGAAGAAGUAAAGCGGCUUCGGAUAGAUUUUUUAAACAGCCAAAUGACGCAGCCAUAUCCUCCUAUGUUUAUUUGA
Blastocystis hominis is the source of this 861-nucleotide messenger RNA. RefSeq lists its product as hypothetical. The transcript is spliced from 7 exons. Lineage: Eukaryota; Bigyra; Opalinata; Blastocystidae. Bases 1 to 861 code for a protein of 286 amino acids. The record is from RefSeq and is a predicted model, not a curated record. Gene Ontology annotation, molecular function: ATP binding; nucleic acid binding.